This is a messenger RNA of Saccostrea cuccullata (small rock oyster), 1875 nucleotides long. RefSeq lists its product as uncharacterized. Lineage: Eukaryota; Metazoa; Mollusca; Bivalvia; Ostreida; Ostreidae. The transcript is spliced from 3 exons. The record is from RefSeq and is a predicted model, not a curated record. The coding region runs from base 214 to 1440 and encodes 408 amino acids.
GUCAUGGAUGAUUGGGUGUCAGGAUGCUUUUGCCAGAACGAAUUUGAAUGGUUAAUUGGUUUAAAUUCCCCGUAGAUCAACAACCAUUGUACAUAUAGGUGUUAUUCUGUUCAAUUGUUAUCAAGUGCAGCAGGAGGGAAGAAUGAGUGAAAUGUUCGUAUUCUAAAUCAUAUUUUAUCAUUGCCGAAAUUUGGCCAAGGUUAGCUCAAAAAGAUGAAGAAAGGAGCGAAUUUAUUUCUACAGAAAACGGUGUUUUUCGCUCUAUUUGUGGGGUAUGUUUUGUUCGUCGUUUCGUUCUUUAUUCCAAGAUGGUAUAAAUUUACAAAACGGGAGACUGGCCAACAUUACAAUUAUGGAAUUUUUAUGGCCUGCAUUAUUGACAGCGAUGGAGGAAGUCGUUGUCAAUACACGCAUUUCGAUAAUGUUGAAGGGGGCAUCAUAAUACCAUUGAAGGCGCUAGCCAGUCUUGGACUGGUUUUCUACACGGCCGCUAUGGCCACCGGAUUCCUGGCGCUCUGCUGGAUCAACGAGAAGAGACAGAGGCUGUUCUAUGCUUCAGUGGGAACUUCAUUAGCGGCAGGAAUCUUCAUCAUUCUUGUUGUGGCCAUUUAUAAAUCCCAACCAUCGUAUUCAGCCGGAAGUGACGACAUUGCAUUCUAUCUAGCAGCCAUCAGCAUCGCGCCUCUGUUUUAUGCUGCAGCGAUGGGGAUUUUAGUUGCUCGAACUAUGGUAUUCAUAGACGAGAAAGAGGAUAUGGAGAAAAUGCACCAAGAAAGACGACAAAAAAUGAAAAGAAAACGAAAAAUAGAACGACCUGCCUUUAUGUUUCCACCCAGUGGAACCAUGUUCGAUGACUUCAAACAAAAACCUGCCCCAGGCAUAGUUGUUACUAACGACGACUUCGACAGGUCGCCAGACGAAGAUCCUUUCUUUUUCAAGCAGUUGACUGUUAAGAAAGAAGCGUAUGAUAAGUAUGAAACGAAGUCGCAAGAUCGAGAAGUUGCGGAACUGUCUAUUAGUCAGGAACAGUAUGACGUCAAUCCAAACUUGGACGAAAGAGAGGCUGCAUUAAGCAACCAUAAUAUUCAUGAUCCGAGUACCAACAUGUCGGAAUCGGCCGAAACUCCGCGACCAUAUACGCCGUCAGACGUGAAUGACGAUAUCAUUUCAGUGCCCUUUUGCGUAGAACAAGCUGCAAAUCCCAAGGCGAAGGGCAAAGGUUUGAAAAAGGUACAUGUCUUCGAUCCUAUCAAAAUUUCGGAUCUUUUGAAGAAGACUCGGGCUUAUAGGAAAUCCAAGAGAGCAUCCACUAAGAAAAUCAAGAAAGGUCGAUCCAAUUCCGCAUUCAGCUUCGAUGAACACGAACCACAUAAAGUCGAUGUUCAUGGACAUAGUAUGCUCUCGCAUAAGUUCGAAGACUUACCAGAAGUUGAAAAGUGAUUGUUAAUUCUGUAAAUAUAAAGUUUUUCAUUUAACAGCAAUUGAUUUAGACCUAUUUACCCCUCUCACUUCGAAAUGACAUGAAGGAAGAGAUCGAGCAAUUAAUUACUGAGUAUUAUUAAAGAUUUUUGGAUUCACCUUUCUUAUCUCCUAGAUAUCAAAGAUAUAUGAUCAUCUUUCUGUUCGUCAGAACUCCAACCUUGGCUAUGCUUUGUAAAGGUUGGCACUAUAGGGCUUUCAUACUUCUCAUGUGCAAUUGUUGUGUAUGGUCAUCGUAAUAUGUAAUCUAGUUUUGCUUCAUCAUUUCCUAAUUGAUUAUUUUACAUUUAUUUAGUAUCUACCUUGUUAAUUGUAUCUUGGCAUUGGGCAUAGUGCUGAUUUAAGGAAUGUGAAACAUUAAUUGUUUGCUUAAAAUAAAAUUCAUACUUUAAUUUA